AUGUCGCUCAAAGGAUCUACCCUUGGCUUCACGCAAAACCCUGGUGACAAGAACUCUGCGCUUGCGCCCAUCUCGUCCAUGCUUCCACUUAACCUCUUGGAUCGUCAUGGGGCGCAACUCCUCUUCUUGUACAAUCCCUCGCUCUUCUACGAGGAGCUUCUCGGCACGUUCGACGGAAAGUUCGAUCCCAUGGAGAAAGUUGUAGUCGUGGUCGACACCGGCGGGUGUGCGAAGCUUCGAGGGGGCAACGUAGGCUGUCGCAUCGCGUUCGCCAGAGCAUUCAGACCAGGCUUUGUGUUUUUUUACACAUCCGAGUGA
Fusarium graminearum PH-1 is the source of this 318-nucleotide messenger RNA. RefSeq lists its product as uncharacterized. The transcript has a single exon. The coding region runs from base 1 to 318 and encodes 105 amino acids. NCBI's taxonomy places the organism in Eukaryota, Fungi, Ascomycota, Sordariomycetes, Hypocreales, Nectriaceae. The record is from RefSeq and is a predicted model, not a curated record.